This is a messenger RNA of Zea mays, 1890 nucleotides long. RefSeq lists its product as uncharacterized. The record is from RefSeq and is marked validated. The transcript has 11 exons. Bases 243 to 1439 code for a protein of 398 amino acids. Gene Ontology annotation, molecular function: beta-1,3-galactosyltransferase activity. NCBI's taxonomy places the organism in Eukaryota, Viridiplantae, Streptophyta, Magnoliopsida, Poales, Poaceae. Gene Ontology annotation, cellular component: Golgi membrane.
GCUUCCUCCCCGCUAGCUCACUAGCCAGGCCCGGGCGCCUCACCGCCACGGUGACCGCCGCCUUCUUUGACGCCUGCGGCCUGCCUAACCCCGAAGUCUCUCAGUGCGUGUUUGGCCGAAAUCCACGGGGAGGGCUUGUCCUCGCCUUUGCUGAGCUGCUCCGGAGCGGAGCCGUGCCUACUUGAGUUCAGGUUUGUUUCGCCAUCCGAGGCCAAGAUUCGGAGCGUCGCCGAAGGGAGGCGAUGAAGGGCAAAGGCGGGCCGGUGGACAGGAGGUCCUCCGCCAGGUGGAGGUUGCUGGUGCUCUGCGCAUUCAGCUUCGGCAUCGGCAUGCUCUUCACCGACCGGUUCUGGACAGCACCGGAUACCAGUAGCCAUACCAUGUCUCAACGCUGGAGGCAAGAGCAAGAGCUCCAACUUGUAUCAGAAGAUUGCAACACAAAGAGGAAGCAUGGGGAAGACAAGGAUAUAAUGGGAGAGGUAACCAAGACUCAUGAAGCCAUACAAUCAUUGGAUAAGUCCAUCUCAACGCUGCAGAUGGAGCUUGCAGCAAAGCGGAGCACACUUGAGCUACUCCGAUCUAGUGGUUCACCAGUAACCUCUGAAACUAACCAACCAAGGAAAAAGGCUUUUGUUGUCAUUGGAGUCAACACUGCAUUCAGCAGCCGCAAGCGCCGUGAUUCUGUCCGGGAGACAUGGAUGCCUCAAGGAGAAAAGCUGCAACAAUUAGAAGAACAGAAGGGAAUAGUUAUCCGCUUCACUAUCGGGCACAGUGCUACAUCCAACAGUAUACUGGACAAAGCUAUAGAUUCAGAGGACGCUCAGCAUCAUGACUUUCUUAGGCUGGACCAUGUUGAGGGAUAUCAUGAACUCUCAGCUAAGACAAAAAUAUUCUUCUCUACUGCUGUUGGCAUCUGGGACGCUGACUUCUACGUCAAGGUCGAUGAUGAUGUGCAUGUAAACCUAGGAAUGCUUGCCACUACCCUUGCUCGGCAUAAAUCGAAACCAAGAACUUAUAUUGGCUGCAUGAAGUCAGGCCCAGUUCUUGCUGACAAGAAUGUGAAGUACCAUGAACCUGAGUACUGGAAAUUUGGGGAGGAAGGAAAUAAGUACUUCCGUCAUGCUACAGGGCAGAUAUAUGCCAUUUCGAAAGAUCUGGCGACUUAUAUCUCAAUCAAUCGGCCUAUCUUGCACAAAUACGCAAACGAAGACGUGUCGCUUGGAUCGUGGUUCAUCGGUUUGGAAGUUAAUCACAUCGAUGAAAGGAACAUGUGCUGUGGAACUCCACCAGACUGUGAGUGGAAAGGGCAAGCUGGCAAUGUCUGCGUAGCGUCUUUCGACUGGAGCUGCAGUGGCAUAUGCAAGUCUGUUGAGAGGAUCAAAGAUGUACAUGCUCGCUGCGGCGAAGGGGAUUCAGCAGUUUGGAGUGCUCUUGUCUAGCACAUACCCUCCUUUGCCCGUAAAUAUGUAGCAUAAUUGGUAAGCUUUGGUGGUGGUGGACACCAGCAUAGGCGUUAGGCAACUCCCCAAGUAAACUUGACAAAACCCAGAGAUCAUGAUCAUGCCCCGUGGAACAUUGCCAAUGGUAACUCUGGCUGGAAAAAUUCUGCGUAAUUUUGGUCUGUCACUGUUCAUGACCUUCGGACUUCGGUGGUGUUAGGAGCUCCAAGGUAGGGUUGCAACUGAUGUUACUGAUCUUACAUGUAGGGGGAGAGUUUCUCAGCUGAUGCGAGAUCAUGUAAUGCAGAGGACAUUGUUUUAUGCAAAUUUUGACAUUCUUUUGCGGGUUCUUUCCACACAUUUCUGUCAUUCAUUCAUGAGAGUGCACCAUACUGUAACAUAUGAGCCGUGGACGGAUUGUUGAUUUAGCAAAUCUUGUUCUAUUAGGAAA